AUUUUGAAUUUAUCGCCAUUGUCAAAUUCCAUUCAUAGAUGUCGCUUCGGUUGAAUUUAGUAGUUUUCAUAUCUUACAAACAGAUAGUUCAGAUAGACGCACAAAACACGUGUUCGAGGGAAAGAGAGUGCGAGAAAAAUAUUAUUAAAAAUAUAUUAGUUCGGGAAUUAUAUUAAUUUCUGUUAAAAUAAUGAACGAAUCGAUUGUUAAAAUGGAGGUAGAUGAAAGUUUACAAGAAGGAGGAGAACUUAGUUAUGAAGAUAAAUUGAAGUAUGUUAAUUCUAUUGCUAAACCAAUGGCAUCGAGAAAAUUGGCGAAGAAAAUUUAUAAAUGUAUAAAAAAAGCAUCAAAACAUAGAACGUAUCUACGCAAUGGAUUGAAAGACGUGCAGAAACACAUACGCAAAGGGGAAAAGGGAUUAGUCAUUUUUGCCGGAGAUGUUUUUCCAAUAGAGAUAAUGUGUCAUUUACCAAUCGUCUGCGAGGAUAAAGAUAUUCCAUACUGUUAUACUCCUUCUAGAUUGGAUAUCGGUACUGCUAUGGGUGUAAAACGUGGUAGCCUUAUGGUACUUAUCAAAGAACAUCCUGAAUAUAAGGAUCUAUAUGACGAAUUAAUAUCUACAAUGAAAACAUUAGCAACACCUUUAUAAUUAUUUAUAUUAAAUCAAUACAUAAUUUCAAUCGCAUUGUAAAUAUGAUAUAUAGGUUAUACUUUUAAUAUCAUAAAUAAUUCAUAUUUGUUAAAAAAAAAAAAAAAAAAA
Vespa mandarinia (Asian giant hornet) is the source of this 760-nucleotide messenger RNA. RefSeq names its product NHP2 ribonucleoprotein (gene NHP2). Lineage: Eukaryota; Metazoa; Arthropoda; Insecta; Hymenoptera; Vespidae. The record is from RefSeq and is a predicted model, not a curated record. Gene Ontology annotation, molecular function: RNA binding.